AUGUCACCAAUGGCACAGAGCUCAAGACCUCGAAUUUUGCUCAAAAUUCAUCGCAGCAAGAUGGAGGAGGGUGUGGGCAGGAAUUCGCAGAGUACCGCCGAUCUUCAGUUUGAAUUCCACGAAUUCGUACCAUCUGGCUCACGAACACAGAUGCCAAUGCCAGUACAUAUAAACUCUACAAAUCAAGAUCUCACACAUAUCGGAUCUGAAGCAGUGCCUCCACAUGUGGAGAAGCAAGAGAUGCCCGAUGAAAAGUUUUGGUGGAAGGCAGAGGCUGGCGAAUCCGGGACUACCGAUUACGAAGUUGACGCAACAAACAUAGAGGAACAAUGCGGGUUUUCACCAGGGGUGCAUCUGCCUCUUUCCGUCGAAACUAAGCCCUAUCUGCUUUGCAUUUCUCUUCUCUUAAAUGUCAGUCGCUUCCUACUCUAUCCAUUUUCGGUGGCACUGAACGAGCAUUCCCCUGGAAGCUUGAACGAAUGUGGCAUUUGUGGGCCCGCCAGUGCUAUUUGGGUGCCUGACAAAAGCGAGGAUGGUGAGCCACUGAUUGAGCAUACUUCCGAACAUGGGCAGAUUCUGAAGAUAGAUCCUGUCGAUACUUUUUGGAUACAGUGCGAUGAAUGUGGGAAAUGGUUCCACGGAGGCUGCGUCGGGGUGGAAGAAUACGAAGACGUUCUGAUCGACAAAUUUCAUUGCCCUCGAUGUGCCACCACCAAGGGUCCCACAAAAAUGAAGACCGUGAUAUUGCGACAUCGUUUUGCAUUUGACGAUUUGUCGCAAGCUAACCUUCCUACUGAAGUUGGCACGGAAGUUUGGAUUAAGGAUUUUAUAAAGAGGGAAGCGAACAUACCUCCUCCAAGCGACCAGCAUGUUACCAUUUGCAAAGACGGUUUCGAAUUUAUGGAGCAGUUCGAUCGCAGAGCCAAUUGGAAGAAGGUGUUUUUGAUUGAAGAAGCGCGUGGUCUAGAGCUGAGAGUACCCGAUCGAGAUGAGGAUUUCACCCUGCGAACAAUUGUCGAGAUCUUGGGACGAACGUAUAAGGUAGACACGAUUGACGUCUAUCGACAAGUAACCCAGAGCAUGUGCAUCGGCACGUUCUACGACAAAAUGAUUGAUAGCAACCGAACACGGCUAUAUAAUAUUCUUAGCUUGGAAUUCAGCCAGAAUGAUAAAAUGAAGAAACUAAUUUCUCCGCCGCUGCUGGUACCUGAACUGAGCUUUGUGCACAAGCUGUGGCCCGAUAGAAAUGACGUCGUCAAUUGGGACCCUGAAUUGCAACAGGUUGUCGAGGUGUUGGAAGAACACCGUAACAAUAAGCCUGAGGUGGCGUUGUUCUGCUUAUGUGGCAUGGCUGGCUCUUACACUGACUUCCACAUAGAUUUUGGGGGAUCCAGUGUAUGGUAUCACAUUUAUGAGGGCGAGAAGGUUUUCUACAUUGUCGAGCCCACGGACAAGUUUCUGAAUUUGUUUGAAGAGUAUCAGCGCUCUGAAACAAGAUCUGAAACAUUUUUUGGUGAUCUCCUGCCGCCAGGAACAGUUCGUAGGGUGGUAAUCAAGAAAGGUCAGACGCUUAUGAUUCCCGCUGGAUGGAUACACGCUGUCUAUACGCCUAAAGAUUCUUUGGUGUUUGGAGGGAAUUUCCUACAUGCCUUGAACGUGCCCAUGCAACUCAAGAUAUAUGAAAUGGAGCAGCGUUUGAAAAAGCUGGUCGGCACAGAGGAGAAAUUUCUUUUUCCUCACUUUGAAUUAGUGAAUUGGUAUGCGGCCAGGUCGUUGAUUUUAGAACAGCUGAGAGAAGCUAAUGAUGAAGGAAAUCGUGCUGACCAGUACAUAUUGGAUGCUGCAACGGCAUUGAUGCCAUGUUUGAAAGAGUGGAUGCGUCGUGACAAGGAGGCCAAGAUGAACAGUACGCAGUCCUUCAACGAUGUUUUGGUGAAACUACAGCGGGAGAUCAACAAACAACACCGCAUUCGCCGUUCUCUCUCGCCUGCAUGUAGGUCACCUAGAAAGACAACGAAAAAGAGAAAAUCUGAAGACCUUGAACUUUUUGUAGAGCCAGGGACUAGUACAUCAUCUGUUACUGAAGCAGAGCAACGUUUGGAUGCGCCAGCGGUUUCUACUGAUCCUGCAGCCCAUACUCCUCAUAUAGAGCUUGCCAUACCAACAGCAGAAGAGUCCGGAGAGCCCGCGUCUGAUGCAUUGGACGAAGAGGCUCCGCUCGAUAUUCGACUGAAAAUUGUGUGGAAAGGAAAAAACUAUGCAUCUUCGGUAGUAGAGAAACCUGAUCCAAUGCUGGAAGAGGUGAAUAUGACGCAAAUGUUUGCACGUCGUAGUUCAAGUGGACGACAGCCGCGGCCAUCGGCGUGGCUUGCCGAAGCUGUAGGGUUGGAUGAGUUGGAGAAAACAGCGAAGAAACUAGAAGAGAAGGGAGAACAGCCGCCAGAGCGAAAUGUAGUCACCUAUGACACUGAAAUGGAACUGGCAUGUGAAGAAGAAGAAAGGAAUCUGCUACGUGACGAACGAGCGAAGAAAAAAGGCAAAGCUGCGGUUGGUACAGGAGACCUCCAGCGCCCAGCAACGAUAGCUAAGAGAAAGCCGUCAACAGUCAAACAACGUCUUGCUGCCAAAUUGAAGUUAAAAUAGUAUCUUUCCUCAUUUUGUUCACUUUUGUCAUAAUUCAGCAUUUAUUACGGGUUUAGAUUGAUACUCCUAUAUCACUACCUUUCAGCACUAUUUGUUAUUCCAUAGGCUGUAAAACCUUUUUGACCUUACAUCGUCUUCAAGAUGUUAAUAAUCAACUUGGCAAGUUUGCUACCAAAUAUUACUGGACAUACAAUGUUCAUUCCUGCAUUUGUGUUGUUUCUAAGCACUUGUUCUUAGUGCACUUACUAAACAUAGGAUGUUCAUACGAAGCUUGUAUGUUAAACUCUUACUAGGAUAGAUGGAAUCUUGUGCCAAUGUUGGAAACAGAUUUGAUAAAAGUAUGGCCUGGCC
Molecule: messenger RNA, 2994 nt
Organism: Cylicocyclus nassatus
Lineage: Eukaryota; Metazoa; Nematoda; Chromadorea; Rhabditida; Strongylidae
Source: the annotation of a GenBank genome assembly